CAUUCGCCUAUCUUUUUUCAUUGAAUUUACUUUAAAAAGCAGUUGUUCGUUUACGGCUGUUGCUGAAAAUUUGUUACGGCUUUUUCGCCAGUAAAAAGUGUUUAAUUUCAGCAAACGCCAGGAGACCAUCCAGUUAAUGCGUUGUGAGCUUGUGACGCGGAAAUACGAUUGCUGUUUACGCUUUGAAUAUUGCCUUAUUACCGAACCGGCUAUGAGCGCGAAAGUACACAAUCAUAAAAAUAAUUUAUUGCCGUUUUUAUCGUGCUUCGUAAUUUUACUGUGAUGGCUGGUGUACACAACGAACGAUCCGCGUACAAAGUGGUGGUUAUCGGCGACAUGGGCGUCGGUAAAACGUGCAUCGCCAUCCGCUUCGUCACCGACGAGUUCACCACCCAGGAACCGACCGUGGGCGCGGCCUACCUCACCCAGUCCGUCUUAAUCGGUCGCUUACCGGUCAAACUGCAGAUCUGGGACACCGCCGGCCAGGAGCGCUUCAACGGCAUCGUCUCCCUGUACUACCGCUCCGCGCGGGCGGCUAUUAUCGUCUACGACAUCACGGACCGCAAGUCCUUCGACAAAGCCAAGGACUGGGUGCAGAAGGUGCAGGAGGAGGUUCACGAAGGGAUCGUCAUGACGCUGGUUGGGAAUAAAGCGGAUCUGGAGGAAUUACGGGUGAUACGGAAGGAGGAAGGACAGGCGUUGGCGGAGUCCUUCGGGAUCGGGUUCCUGGAGACGUCUGCGAAAAGCGGGGAGGGUGUGCCGGAGCUGUUUGUGGAUACGGCGCGGCGGUUGGUUGAAGACGAUCAGCGGCGGAAUGUUAAGCCCAAAAAGCGAGGGAUCUCCUUGACGAUGCGGGGCAGUGGUGCACCCGGAGAGAAGACUGGCUGCUGCUUGAAAUUCUCUUGAUAGCUGUGUUCUCAGUAUUCACGGUACAUGAUCCAGUCCCAGCGUCACCCGUCCCCGUUUUGCCGGCUGCCUUGCCGGUUAAAAUUUCUGCCUUGCCGGUUAGAAAUUUUAACCGGCGUUUGAACCUUUAACGACCUAACCGAUUUCAACUUAGAACGACUGGUCUAGCCAAAACACUGCCGUUGUUCUAAACUUCUACGACUUAAUCCUGAAACUAAAAUUCUAAAUAAUAAGCAUUUGUGUUCGUAAUUUUGUAUCAAUGUCGCAAAAUUUGCCGACAGAACGGAAGACGCUCAGUCUCAGGCGUUCAGAUAACGAUUUGUCGCCAUUUUCACGACCUGAUCUAAAAAUUGUUUGUCCGCUGUAUGAUGUCUACUUACGCGGGACCUGUGGCUGUAAUGUAAGGUGGAUUAUUCUGCAGUGCAAAAUACUUGUGUAAAAAAACGUGUUCUACGAGUACAUCGUGCAGCGAGCGUAGAAUUUACUUCAGUGUGACUUCCAGUUCUGCACAAGCGUUCUUACAAGA
Messenger RNA from Paramacrobiotus metropolitanus, 1432 nucleotides. RefSeq lists its product as uncharacterized. The transcript is spliced from 2 exons. The coding region runs from base 283 to 906 and encodes 207 amino acids. The record is from RefSeq and is a predicted model, not a curated record. NCBI's taxonomy places the organism in Eukaryota, Metazoa, Tardigrada, Eutardigrada, Parachela, Macrobiotidae. Gene Ontology annotation, molecular function: GTP binding; GTPase activity.